This is a messenger RNA of Gymnogyps californianus (California condor), 2318 nucleotides long. It is a transcript of the gene ENOX2, whose product is annotated as ecto-NOX disulfide-thiol exchanger 2. Gene Ontology annotation, cellular component: external side of plasma membrane; plasma membrane. Gene Ontology annotation, biological process: ultradian rhythm. NCBI's taxonomy places the organism in Eukaryota, Metazoa, Chordata, Aves, Accipitriformes, Cathartidae. The record is from RefSeq and is a predicted model, not a curated record. Gene Ontology annotation, molecular function: protein-disulfide reductase activity; RNA binding.
CUUGUAGGCAUCUUCAGAGCAUCGAGAGGCCUGGUGCUGGUGGCUUAAACCAUCUGUCCUUUGAUCCUGCCAGCAACAACAAAUCUCUGCAGUUUGGCAGUGCUGCUGACCCGCGGGUGUCGGAAAGCCCAGCCGAGAAUGGAAGCGAUCCAGGCAAGAAGAGGAAGAGAGCAAAUGUUCCUCCAGCAGAUGGUGGCAGAGAACUAAGCCUCGACUCCAUUCCGAUGGGCUUGCCAAUGUCAGACCCAACUGCCUGGGCCACUGCGAUGAACAAUCUGGGGAUGGCUCCCAUGGGGAUGACAGGACAGCCCCUCCUGCCUGGUAUAUCACUGUGUGCUCCGUAUUUUGAUCCUGCUCUUGGGAUGAUGACUGGAAUCCCUCCGAUCAACCCCAUGAUGCCAGGCUUGGGGAUAGUCCCACCUCCCAUCCCUCCGGACAUGCCUGCUGUGAAGGAGAUCAUUCACUGCAAAAGCUGCACUCUCUUCCCACCUAACCCACAUCUGCCCCCUCCAGCAAAGGAGAGGCCCCCAGGGUGUAAGACGGUGUUUGUUGGAGGACUGCCGGAAAACGGAACUGAGCAGAUCAUUAUGGAAGUGUUUGAACAGUGUGGGGAAGUCAUAGCUAUUCGAAAGAGUAAGAAGAAUUUCUGUCAUAUCCGCUUUGCUGAGGAGUUCAUGGUGGACAAGGCGCUUUAUCUUUCUGGCUAUCGCAUCAGGCUGGGCUCCAGCACUGACAAGAAGGAUACUGGGCGCCUGCACGUGGAUUUUGCUCAGGCUCGGGAUGAUCUGUACGAGUGGGAAUGUAAGCAGCGGAUGCUGGCGAGAGAGGAGCGCCAUCGCAGGAGGCUGGAAGAGGAGCGCUUCCGCCCGCCCUCCCCACCUCCCGUCGUCCAUUACUCCGACCACGAGUGCAGCGUUGUCGCUGAGAAACUGAAAGAUGACACAAAGUUCUUGGAAGCCAUCCAGACCUUGCUGACUUGGAUAGAGCGUGGAGAAGUGAACAGGAGGACUGCCAACAACUUCUACUCCAUGAUCCAGUCGGCCAACAGCCACAUUCGCAGACUAGUGAACGAGAAAGCAGCUCACGAGAAAGAGAUGGAAGAAGCUAAAGAGAAAUUCAAACUUGCUCUCUCAGGGAUUCUGGUUCAGUUCGAGCAGAUAGUGGCCGUGUACCAUUCUGCCUCCAAACAAAAGGCUUGGGACCAUUUCACGAAAGCUCAGCGUAAGAACAUCAGCGUGUGGUGCAAACAAGCAGAGGAAAUUCGUAACAUUCAUAAUGAUGAACUAAUGGGUAUUCGAAGAGAGGAGGAAAUGGAAAUGUCUGAUGAAGAAAUAGAAGAUCCAUCAGAGAUGAAAGAAACAGAAGAAUCAGCACUGGUAUCACAGGUGGAAGCCCUGAAAGAAGAAAACGACAGCCUGCGCUGGCAGCUGGACGCCUACCGGAACGAGGUGGAGCUGCUAAAGCAGGAGCAAGGCAAAGCGAGCAGGGAUGAAGACACGACCAAGGAGCAGCAGAUGAAGCUUCUCCAGCAGGCUCUGCAGGGGAUGCAGAAGCAUCUUUUGAAAGUACAAGAUGAAUACAAAAAGAGAGAAGCCGAGUUAGAAAAAGUGAGAGAAGACAAACUAAAAAUAGAAACAUUAUUAGAAAACCUGAAGGAGCAGCAAAGCAUAGCAGAUGAAGAGGACAAGGAGAGAGAUGCAAUUGAUUGUCAAGGGAAUGAGAGCAGUACAUCCAGAGUUUGUGCGUGCAGCCAGGAGAAGGAAUGUCCGGUUGAAAAGACAUUGAGCAAUAGUCCUGUGAAAUCUGAACGAGAAGUUCUCUUAGUUGGAAUAAUUUCAACGUUUCUUCACGUGCACCCAUUUGGAGCAAGCAUAGAGUACAUCUGUUCCUACCUGCAGCGUCUGGACAGCAAAAUUUGCACCGCAGAAGUGGAAGUUCUCAUGACUCGACUCCAGAACACGUUCAGGCAGGAGCUGAGUGGGGUUGGGGCCAGCCUAGAGAAAAGGUGGAAGUUUUGUGGCUUUGACGGAUUGAAAAUGACUUGAGCUUUGACUUAACGCUGGAGACAACAGCAGGAUACGUACGCCAAGAAAACCGGGGAUGCCUCUUACCUCUGUUCAUGAUGAUUAUCUUGCACGCAUCACAGACUCGGGUGGGAUAAUAUGUAAGUGAAACUAUGAGUCCAGAGCAGCACUGGAAGAAACUUCAAGUUCUGUAGCUUCUUUGAUCAGUUAUUUGUUAACGGGCAAGUGCUGUUCAAUAUAUUUUGUGAAAAAAGUUCAUGUAUGAUAUUUUUAAGCACAGCGUGUUGACUAUAA